AUGCGGAACCUAGAUCCUCGCUUUUCGAAAGUCGUAACAGACCGAAGAUUUCGAAGGAUAAAACAUACGGACUAUGGAACGGUUCCGGACGCGGAUCCGCGCUUUCGAGUACCCUUGGAGGUUGAGCCAGCGGGGCCAGUUCGUGCACCGGCGGCGGCGCCACGGCACCCUUCACAACGUCCUGGCGACGAGGACGCUGAGCGGGUGCUUUACACUGAAGUCGACAUUUGGGACUCCACAGGUAGUGAGGAAGUGUCCUUUGAGCGAGCAGACGCACGUGUUGACGCCUUCGCCGUGUCGGCGUCGGCGUCGGACGACUCGGGGGAAGCCGUUCCGCGGGGCGAACCAACAAGGAGGCUCGCUCUAGUGAACAUGGACUGGAACCAUAUCAGUGCUGUGGAUAUACUGGCAGUCAUGCGCUCCCUGGCGCCAGCUGGUGGUAAGGUGCUCCGCGUCAGCGUGUAUCCGACGGCUUUGUAUUUGAGCAGGGCCGAGAAGGAAGCCAAGUAUGGACCACAGUUUGACUACGACGCUGAGAAUCUCUCUUCUGACGACGAUCUUAUGCCUAAAACUACUCACGAGCUGGAAGAAAAGCAGAAGCGAGAGAUUGAGCUCAUUCGACGAUAUGAAAAGCUGCGCAUGCGGUACUUUUUCGCUGUGAUUGAAUGCGAUUCGGUGGUGACGGCCAGCGCGCUCUAUGACGCAGCUGACGGCAUCGAAUUCGAAAGAAGUUCUAACUUCAUAGAUUUGCGAUUCAUUCCAGACCUGUCGCAUGAGUUUGAAAGCAGAUCACCGCGCGAUACGGCGGAUACAGUACCUUUCGACUACGCGCCGCAGCCCUUCGCCACUCGCGCACUCCAACAUUCUAACGUACAACUCACGUGGGAUGCAGAUGAUCAGCGGCGAUUGAAGAAACUGCAGAAAAGGCGAUUCACCGAGGACGAACUAAAAGAUGAAGACUUCAAAGCAUACUUGGCGAGCUCGACAGAUUCCGAAGGCGAUCAUGACCGCGACGCAGCGUGGAUUGAUGCCUAUCGAAAACGUUUGCUAGGCAGCGACGAGCUGGGGGAAUCUGCCGGCUCGGUGGCGGAAUUCGAAAGCUCGAAACCGGACAGGGACGUAUCCGAUGGAAACUCGGACGUGGAUAUGGAGGUGACCUAUAUCCCGUCAUUGGAGAGGCUUGGCCAGCGAAUCAUUACUGAAAGGGAGAAGCGAGAAUUGCAGCAUGAAGAAACACGAUUGCUAGCGCGCGAGAACAAGCGGUCGCGGCGAGCCUGGCGGAGAGCAGUACCAGGUACAACAACUGAAGUAUCCGAGCAGAACGAGCGCAACUCGAACGAAGGUGCGUCUGGAACGGAAAGCAACGAGCACCUUAUGAAUCGUAACGUUAGCCGAGAUCCACUGCUCGUAGCGUAUUCCUCCCGUGAGGACGCGGCUUCUGAUACAGAAACGCAACCAGCAACGAGGAGCGACCUGCUUUCUAGCGCAGCUUCCGGUCUCUCGUCUCAGCAUCCGGGACGAUCAAAGCAACGAGACGCUUCUACGGAACCGCCGAAAGCAGCGCUUUCCAUGGAGUACGAUUCCGCACAUGCUAAUGCGGGGCAGCGCAGACGUCGCCGGAAAGAGAAGCGCUCAAAGGCAUCGACUGAUGUUGCCACGAACUUGGAAAUGCUUCCCUUCAACCCUGAUGAUGAGCGCUUUCGGGCAAUCUACGAGGAUCACGAGUUCGCUAUUGAUCCCACAAAUCCGCGCUUCUCCAGAUCCAAAGAGGCCAAUGUGCUGCUGUUACGAAAACGUCUCGAAAAGAGACGAAGCCGCUCGGAAACAUGA
Cyanidioschyzon merolae strain 10D is the source of this 1830-nucleotide messenger RNA. RefSeq lists its product as hypothetical. Gene Ontology annotation, cellular component: nucleus. The transcript has a single exon. The record is from RefSeq and is a predicted model, not a curated record. Bases 1 to 1830 code for a protein of 609 amino acids. Gene Ontology annotation, molecular function: RNA binding. NCBI's taxonomy places the organism in Eukaryota, Rhodophyta, Bangiophyceae, Cyanidiales, Cyanidiaceae. Gene Ontology annotation, biological process: rRNA processing.